Messenger RNA from Dioszegia hungarica, 3990 nucleotides. RefSeq lists its product as uncharacterized. The record is from RefSeq and is a predicted model, not a curated record. Gene Ontology annotation, molecular function: protein binding. The transcript is spliced from 5 exons. NCBI's taxonomy places the organism in Eukaryota, Fungi, Basidiomycota, Tremellomycetes, Tremellales, Bulleribasidiaceae. The coding region runs from base 1 to 3990 and encodes 1329 amino acids.
AUGACCUCUCCACCUUCGCUUACUGAUCGCCUCCGCUCGGGGUCCAGCGCAUCCUCCAUCUCCCUCUCUGCGUCUUCAUCCAUAGGCGCCGGUCCUUCCUCUCGCUCCCCAACACCUACUCGACCUCCACAACAUCGAGGCCUCAGUAAAGCCUAUCGACCGAGAUACCACUCUCGGUCCCAAUCGACCAACCCGUCCUCCACUUCCCCUCCCGGCUCGCACAGCCACAGCGGGAAACCAAUAGUCCUUCCAUUCCCGGACCUCCCAGUACGUCCUAUAUCGAGAGACGGUUCCCGAGCUGGCAGUCCAACGGGCUCGCGCACGCCCAUGUCGAGUCCAGGCUGGACGCCCAGAGGGAGCAGUACGAAUCUGCUCGAGACGGCCAGGCAGAGUGGGAUGCUUAGUCCGCCCAGGCAAGGCGGUGGAAGCGGAUCGGGAGAGGGAAUUGGGAUGGGUGGGGUGGCGAUGAGAAGUGGAGGGAGCAUGGACGGUAGCAGGAGCUCGAGCGGGGACGGGAGGGGAACCCCAGCGAGAUCCAACCUACACUCGCAAUCUACCAGUCCUACCUUUGCCUCACCACUCGCUAGCUCCAGCACACCUCAUCUCGGUCUCCAAACUACCAACUUCCGUCCAAGAGCUUCGACAUCUCCGGCGCCAGUGGACAUACCCCGCUCAACUUACGCAGCGGCGUCUGCCUCGACCUUGCCUCUACCGUCCGGAUCCACCUCCACUUCGAGCUACACCUCCCCCACCUCCCCUCCGACCUUCUCAUCCGUCUCUCCUCCUCAGGCCGGCUCGGGUCUGGGAUCAAGAUCAGGCUCCGCGCCCGGUGCUGCCUCCCGUCUGACUGCGCCCUCAUCUGGCAGUAAUGCCACUUCCCAGCUUGGUCCGCCAACGCCCGAGAAGGAUAGGCCAUCCCCCGUCGUCAAGCCCACAAAGAAGCUGUCGACUGGCAGCACAACUACCAUCCAUCCCCCUACCGGCCACGUACCCAUGACCUCUGUGCAGGACGUCCAGCCCUUGCAGGAUCACCUGUACCGCUCCUUCCUCUCCGGGAGCUGCGCAGAUAUUAGGUUGUACGUGAGGGAAUGGGGCGUCGGAUGGCAUGUGCACAAGAUGGUGCUGGUCCAAGCUGGCUUCUUCCACUCGCUCUUUCUUGGUGGCUUCUCUGAGGCUGGCAUGGUCGCAAAGCGGCCCUCGCUAAAAGGCAAAGAGCGAGCUGUUGGGGAGGAUGAGUGGAAGGGCGAGGCUAUGGAGCUACGGUUCGACGAUCCCAAUAUCACACAAGAAGCGUUCGAAAUCUGUCUCGCUCGUUUAUACUCCCCUCAUCCCCGUCUACUCUUUCCCCUCGCCCUCUUGCCUACUCCUCAACACCCACUGACUCCCACCUUUCCCCAUCUGCGACCACCUCCCCCACCAACCACUCCGUCCGACCCCUUCAGCAUUCACGCAAGCCCUCAUCUCCUCCUGUCCCUCCUCGCUGCCACCAUCUACCUCGGCCAUACACCGCUUAUGCGCGAAGUACUCGCUGUCAUACUGCGUACGGUCGGUCCCGCCACGGUCGGCCAAUAUCUCGGCUUCGCGCUCGGCGACGGGUGCGGGUCGGCAGAGGAUCUACCCAGAAGAGCCUCACAAGGCGUGGCCAGGGUUCUCCCGGAAUACAUGCGGGCGGCACCGCAGGAUGAGGAUGAAGAGGAGGAUGUCGAUCUGGCGCUUGGGACCGGGGACCAAUCGUCCUCGUACAAUCAAGCGGCGACGCAUCGGGAUUCCACGACCUCGACCGACUCGAAGCCGGAGGAGGACGUCAAAGUUGGCUCAUUACCGCCGGUAUCGUCUAUGCCGGCUUCGAGCUCGGCCAGCGCGGUGGUUGGCGGUGGUAGCGUCCACCGGACUAUCUCGAAUGCGUCAACUAUUCGCGCCCCGUCCAACAAGAUGGGCAUGUCCAGCUCCAAAGCGGCCGAGCCGCUCAGUCCCCGCACCUCUCCCACUCGAGCAGGAGCGGACACAUCCUCCGUCUCGCUCGACACCCUUGCGCACAUGCCCCACUUCUACGGCUUCGCGUCCGAUAAGAUCGGGGAAGCGUGCGCGUGCUGGCUCAGCCGCUGGGGAAUGGACAUACUCGCCGCUGAGAUCGAGCUCGACGCUCAUCCGGCCCGCAAGUCGAGCGAAGAAUAUCGGAUCUUUCGGCACCGUGGGAUCCCCGCGUCGUUCCUGCGGGGCUUAUUGGCUAGCGAUAGCCUCUGGGUGAUGGGUGAGAUGGAGCGGUAUGAGGCGACUAGGGAGAUUCUGGCUAUUCGCCGCAAAGGGUGGGAGGCGGAAUGGGAGGCUUCGCAUGCUGAUCCGGAAGGGGAUGAGGAGGAAGAGGGAUGGGAAGAGUGGGAUGAGGAUGAAGAACAGUUGGCGAGGGUGUUUGCGGAGGGGAUAUACUAUUCUCAUAUGUCCUUCGAAGACCUCUCCAUCAUCUCCAACGACAUUGACCCUACCACGAACCUCCCCUAUGCUCCGCUUUCAGUACUGCAAGCAGCGCACUGGGCAGCCGCGGAUCUCAAAUCCCGGGUCAUCGCGCACGACCCCUCGACCGCACCUAUCCCCUCUGUCUUGGAGCAGCGGGACGAGGCGGAGCUGGGCCUGACGAUAACGGCGUCUGAGUUGGCGGAGGGCAUGGAGCGGUCGAUGCGGAAAGUGACACCAAGGGGACGGAUGAUCUCUCCGUCCUUGAGCGCAUCAAGCUCGUCCGGCGGCAAAGGGAAGGCGCCUCUCUCGGCUCAUGCAGGGAGUUCCGGGACUUCCUCCUCUCGUCCACUUGGUACUAUCGGCGGCGCAAACACCAUAUCCCCGGAAACUAUAUACCAUCCCAUCCCCAUCGACGACACACAUCGCGCUGGAGCGGGCGGCCUGCUCUUCCUCGCCUCGCCGGAAUCAGCCUCGUCCGCCAUUCCCGGAAUGAGCGGUUUGCCCGAUCUCGGUCCUUCCCUCUUUAGCGCGAGCGGGCUCGGCGGUAGCGACGAUGAAGGAACCGGCGCCGGUCUUGCGGGCGGCAAGAAGAAGGUACCUCCCGCUGGCGAAAAGUCCUGGUUUGGCCUCAAGAACGGCUCCCGCUCUUCUUCUGAAAUCACCUCGUCCCUCUCCCCGCCCAUCUCAUCACCGUCCUUCUUCUACCCAUCGUACCAACCCACUACCGCGCCCGCCGGUGCAGACUCGCGCUGGACUCCGACGCAGCCAUUCCGCUUCUCGGUGGAAUUCUGGGAUGUCGAUACCCUGCCCGAAAAAGAACGGUUGUACUCGUCCACCCAUUUUCACGCGGGCAGCUGGUGGAACGUCUAUGUCCAGACUAUUCGGAAGAAGGAUAAGGGGACACAGCUGGGUGUAUAUCUGCAUAGACAGAGUCUGAAGGAGGGGGUCCCGAGGGCGAGCAGACCGGCUGUUGGGGGACGGAAGGCGAGGGUGAGUGCGGAGCAGCCAGAAGCGGUGGAAGCGACGGGGACGAGGGUGGAGGCUAGGCGGGAGAGGAGGUCUGAGGGGGAGCUGGCGCUCAGGGCUUCGACGGGGUCAUCGUCGUCUGCUGCUUUGGGGAUAACUCCGCCAGGGUUAUCUUCGGGCAUGCGGAGAAGCGGGCCAAGUGGUAGCGCCGCGGGAAGCGGUUCAGGAUCGUCAUUAAAUCCCGCUUCACAGGAGGAUACCGAGGCGGAUAUGGUGGGAGAGGAAACGUACAAGGACGCGAGAAGGGUGACCAGGGCGUACUUCUCCAUCACCUGCGCGUCUGCACUCGGUACUGCCCUCAUCCGCUUCUCCUCCUCGCCCGAUAGCUUCACCCUCUCGCAAUCAUGGGGAUGGAAAAGCAGUGCGCUGCGCAGUGAAGAGUACUUGGCUGUAGCGCCUGCCCCUGCGGUCGACAGUGAGGGCGCGUUGGGAUGGGUUGGGGAGAUACCGACUGGUGAAGGAGGUAGCAGGGGGAGCUUGCGGGCGACGGUGGUUGUCGGUGUAAUCUAG